AUGAUCUCAAAAAAAUUAUUGUAUUAAGAAAUAGAUGUAAACAUAUACCUUAUAAUAUAGUAUACAAAAGAACAAAUUAAUUUACAGAUGUCUCAUUAAAAGAAAACUUUAAAGGAAUUUAGUUCAUAUCUAAAAGAUUAUUCAGCCCUUCUUAAAUUAAUCUCUGAAUAAUUAAUUAAAUUGACCAGAAAAGAAUGUAUAUUUUACACAUAAUACUAGUUACUUGUAGAGAAUAUGAAAAUAAAACUAUUAAAGAAUUUAUAGAUAAAAAUAUUAUCUCAACAUCUUAGAUUAGUGAUAUUCUUGGACUUUUAUAAGAAAAUAUUAAUCAAUUAGAAUAAGAUAUUUUUUAAACUUAUCUUGAAAUAAAAUAAAAUAAAGAUUUAGUUAUGUAAAAAGUAGAUUUAAGAUAUAUUUUAGUGUGAUUAAUAAAGAAAGGAAAGAGAUUAAUUAGUGAGUAUAAAAAAUGUUGAAAAAUAGAUUAUUGAUCAAUUCUCAUAAGUUACUAAAAUCACCAUGUAAAGCAAUAUUGAAACAGCUAUUAACACAGAAAAGAAAAAAAAUACUAAAAUUAUAGAUUCCUUCAAAAAGUUUUACAUUCAUUAAAAAGAGUAUUAAAUAUCAAAAUAAAUAAGGUAUACAGAUAUUAUUGGAAAACAAUUCCUUUUAUCAAUCUAAUUUUUAGAUAUUGUCUAACCACAAUAAUUUACUCAAGAAAUGAUGAAAAGUUUUUAAAAAGUUUAAUCUAUUAAUCAAAAUGGAAAUAAAGAACCCGCAAAAUAAAAUGAGUUACUUAAUGAGACUAAUUUAGUAUAAUCCCAUAAAGAUAAACUUAUUGAAAUUAGAAAAUAAUAUUAUUUUUAUAUUCAUACUCAGCCAUUACCAAUGAUUAUAAAAGAUUAGCUUGGAAUAUUUAAUAAUUAAAUACCAUAUAAUAUGUAAUUUAACAAAUAUAUUAAUAAGGGAUUUAGCCAAGGAAUUCCAACAGUAAGAUUUCUAAUAAUUUAUUUUAUUAAUGAUGUUGAGAUAUAAAUGUGUAAAUUAAGAUUGGCCACUUUUAAUAACACAUAUAAAAAAUCAAUUUGAAAUCAAUCUAGAUGUUAUGAAUAUGUUGGAAUCAUUUUCAAAUGCCAUUUAUUCAAAUAUGGAAUCAAGUAUUACAAGUUCUAUUUAUAUUACUUUAAUCUAAGAUUCUUAAACCAUCAUAAAAAAAUCGUAAUUUUAUGUUGAAAUUUAGAAUAAUUAAAAAUUCUUUACCAUUUUAAAAAAGUUAUUAUUAUUUUCAACAAUAAAUAAUUAUUGGGUUUAAUGUUUGUUAUUAUAAGCAUUUCAGGUAUAAAAUUUUUAAUUUGAAUAAUAAAAAAAAUAUUUUACUAAUCUACUAAAAUAGAUGAUAAUUGAUGAGAAUGAUUUAAUUUAAAUAAAUUUUGAUUCUCAAAUAGAAGAAAUCUCUUAUCCAUUAAAUUAAUGCUUAUUAGAGCUUAUACUAUCAUCAAUCAUUAAACCUUCUUAAAUAGAUAUAAAAUUUAUACCUUUAAUAAAUUAAUUUGUAUAAGAUGUACUAAGACUUUCACCAGCUCAUGUCAGUAUAACCUUACUUUCAUUAGUUUAUUAAAAAAUACUUUAACCUGAAUUGAGAAUAAAAAACUUUAAAAUCAAAGAUGAAGUAAUUAUAUGACAAUAGUUAACUCUGUAAUUAUGUGAUAUUAUUAGCAAGGAAAAGAGUAUUAACAAAACAUUAUUAGAAUAGAAAUUAAAAUAAAAGAAUUUAGAUAGAUUAUAUAAAGAUCUACUAGGACUUAUAACUAAUUUUUGGUCUUAAUUACCUAGUGAUUAAUUUUUUCUUUCAGCAUUUAUGAAUUUAUUUUAUAUUACUGCGAAUAUUUCACUUUAGUUUACAAAUAGCUAAAAUAUAAAUUAAUUAAUUCAAUACAUUAUGGAGCAAACAGGUCACAAUUAUUAUAGUAUGGUGAUUAAAAGAGAAUAAUUUCAACAAAAUCAAAUAUCAGAUAACACUUUUAAUUCAGUAUCUAAUUUAAUAACUAUUAUUUGUAAAGAAUGUCUUGAAUUAAAAGAGCCAUAUAUAGAUUAUUUUUAAAAAGGGAUAUAAUAGCAUUUACCUGAUAAAGAAAUUAAAUAGAGUUUAUUUUUCUUCUAUUUUAUGAAUGGAGCAUUUACUGAGAUAUUUUUAAUACUUGAACAAGUUGAACUCUGCAUUCAAAAUGAAUUGAUUUCAGAAGAUAAGAAUGGAAGGUAUUAUAAUAAUAUCAUAAAGUGCUUUUAAUAUAUGUUUGACUUUAGCUUUAAUUGAUGAUUAAAUUUUACCAUAUAAUUUAAUCACAAAAACACUCUAAAUUAUAGGAAGAUCUUUAGAAAUAUGGUUUUAAUAAUCUCAAUAAAAUAAAUUUAAAAUAUUAUAAUCUAUACUUUCUAAAGAAAAGUUUAUUGAUGAUACUUUAUCUCAAAAUUAAUUAAUUCAAUCAAAACAAACCAAAUGUAUUGAAGAGUUUUGUUCUAUUUUAUGUAAGUCAAUAGAUGUUUUACAGUAAGUUUCUAAUUUAAAAAAAGACAAUAUAUUCAAAAAAACUAUCAAUAACAAAAUUGAACAUUUUUUUUAUAAUGCAAUCUUAAUGUAUUUAGAAUAAAUGUAAUAAGAUCUUCAAGGAAAAUCAAAUCAAUAUUUUUUAUGGUUUUCUAUUGAUUCUAAGAAUCAAUAAAACAUACCUGUUGACUAAAUAUAAUUAGCUAAAAAAUAAAUUCAUCUUGUUAUUGAAAUGAUGAUGAGAAUUUGUAAUCUUAAUUAUCUUUAAUAAUAAUAUUAGUAUCUAAAGGAUUAAUUAAAACUAGAUCUUUUAGAAUAUUUGAAUAGUGAUUUUAAUACUUAUGGAAAAACGAUUUGCAAAAAUAUUUCCAAAAUUUUGAUAUACGAAAUUAUUUAUCCAAAUUUAUUUACUCCUAUUCAUCAAGAUUUAAAAUCUAUGACUGAUCCCAAAAGUUAUCAAUAAAAAUCAGAAUGGUCUUUGCUUCAUAAAAUAGAUGAAAUAAAAAAUUAUUUUGUGAUUUUUAAUUAGAAAUUGCCAUAAAAUUAUAUCUCUGUAUUUUAUGAUUAAUUCAUCUCUUUAUUUUUUGAAGGUAUUUAUAAUUAAUAAAUUUAAUAGGAUUAUUUUAUUGUAUAUUUGAUAUUAACAAAUUAUAAAAUAUUCCUUAAGAAAUGUAUUUUGAAUUGCUUACAUUAGAAUUAUAAAUUUUAUCUAAUUUUUUAGAAAAAUAAAUAGGUAUAAAUGGGUAUGAAAUGAUAAUUAAAUAAUAAAUGGCUGAAAUUAAAGAUUUAUCUAUUUGUUUUACUAUGUAAAAUAAAGAUUUAAUAUCCUUGUUUGAGUAAUAUCAUUUGAGAUAAGAAAAUAAAAAAAUUAGUUCUGCACUUUAUAGAAUAAUAUUACUUCGUAAAAAGGAUUCCAAAAUGAAAGAUUUUGCAAAAAAAUAUUAAAAAACAUAUGAAUGA
Molecule: messenger RNA, 3502 nt
Organism: Paramecium sonneborni
Lineage: Eukaryota; Ciliophora; Oligohymenophorea; Peniculida; Parameciidae
Source: the annotation of a GenBank genome assembly